Messenger RNA from Aspergillus terreus NIH2624, 942 nucleotides. RefSeq names its product MBL fold metallo-hydrolase. The coding region runs from base 1 to 942 and encodes 313 amino acids. The record is from RefSeq and is a predicted model, not a curated record. Lineage: Eukaryota; Fungi; Ascomycota; Eurotiomycetes; Eurotiales; Aspergillaceae. The transcript is spliced from 2 exons.
AUGACAGUCAACCCAAUCGUGACCAUCCCUCCUGGGCAGACGACCAUCUCCGUGAAGCUCAUCAAUCCAGUCAACGCCGGACCAGCCAUCCUCAACCGAUUCAUGGUCCCCCCUGUCCCAGGUCUCGACACAUUCAAGAGCUUCCCGUCCUUUUCAUUCCUGCUUGAGCAUAGCUCUGGUCGCAAGUUAGUCUGGGACCUUGGAAUUCGAAAAGACUAUAUGAAUUACUCGCCCAAGAUCGCGAGCUACAUCCCAACCACCAAGUACACCCUCGACGUUGAGAAGAACGUUGCUGAUAUCCUGGAGGAGAAUGGAAUCAAAGGCGACGAGAUCGAGGCUGUCAUCUGGAGCGGCCGUAAUCUUCGCGAAAUCGACUUCGACGGCCCCAAUGCAACCAAGAUCGGACGCUUUCGCGCAUUUGACUACUUCGGCGACGGGUCGUUCUUCCUCCUCGACAGCCCGGGCCAUGCAAUCGGCCACCUCUGCGGCCUUGUCCGGACCACCACAAGUCCCGAUACGUUCAUUCUCCUUGGCGGCGAUGUCUGUCACUACGCGGGGGUAUUUCGACCGUCCAAGUAUCUUCCCAUGCCUUCUGAAAUUAGUCCUCAUCCUAUACGGCCGUCUAGUUCGGUCCCGUUCUGUCCGGGCAGUGCCUGGGAGGAGCUCCAGCGCUCCCGGGACAGACGGCCGGAUCAGUCUCUUUAUGAUACGACCUUUGCUCACGAUAUCCCGCUGGCUAUACAUACAGUGGGGAAGUUGCAGGAGAUUGACGCUGACCCGAAUGUGUUUGUUAUCAUUGCGCAUGAUGCGCAGGUGAGAGAUGGGGUUCCUCAUUUUCCGGCGAGUCUGAAUGACUGGAAGGAGGCGGGCUGGGGGGAUGCUCUCAAAUGGGCGUUUUUGAGGGACUUGGAGAUAUUCUGGAGGUCUAAGGAUUGUAUUUAG